Molecule: messenger RNA, 2334 nt
Organism: Prorocentrum cordatum
Lineage: Eukaryota; Dinophyceae; Prorocentrales; Prorocentraceae
Source: the annotation of a GenBank genome assembly
AUGGCGGCGCCUGCCGACGCCCCUGACGACGAACUGGAUGAGUUAAACGCCAGCCACUUAAAGUUCCAGAUGGUGGAGACGGAGGCGAGGCCGAAGGCCACUCUCCUGGAGGAGACGAAGCGACUCUCGAACAGGCUUGCAACUGAUUUUGGGGACGACUGGGCGGGCAUGGACAUCGUGAAGAAGGAUGCUCUAGCCAUCGUCGCCCUUUACGUCGACUUGGGCAUGACCUGGGACCCAAAGAGGGCUUGGCUCGCCGUCGAUUCGAUGCCUCAGCGCCUGGUCAUCCGCAUGGAGCAGGCGAUGACGGCUGCUAAAUUUGUGUUGAGCGAGGCAGCGAAAGCAGAGGUGGAACGAACGUGGGGGAGCGUCAUUCCCUUCUUGAAGAACUUCCAGCAGUGGGCGAACUUCGCCCCCGUGGAAGAUUUCGAACUACGCAGCGCGAAGCACUGGGCAACGGCAGCGGCGUACUCGCUCUCCAACAUGCCCUGGCACUUCGUGAAUGCCGCGAAGGGGCCUGGCGCGUUGAAGGCGCAUGCCGAAUUCUACCAGCAGGACCGCCCAGUCACGGGGCACGUUCUACUAUGCUUUACCAAUGCAUGCGCCAAGAUCUCCACGCCCACGGGGAACGCGCCUGAAGCUGGUAGCAUACAGCGCAUCCAGAAGCCCGCGGGCAACAAUUGCUACAUCCACAUGAAAUGCAAGCUGGGCAACCACUUGACCUACAAACCGCCCGAGGACGAGCGGAAGAAGUUCAAGAUGGCAUUGACGACUGCGUUCGCGGGGAACCCCGAGGGCCGUCGCAUGGUCUACGCCAACGACAUUCUCGGCCUUCUGGGGAAGCAAGAUACGCACGUUUGCUUGUGCCACACAGGGAGUGGCGGCAAUUCCAAAUCUUUGAUCCCAGCCCUCCGCCACAACGUCUUCUCGGACACCCGCAAGUACAUCCCCUCCACGUGCUUCGAGAACGAGGAGGAGCACCGCAAGCAGGGCAUCAACGUUGCGUUCUGCCGAGCCGCUACCAUGCAGGAGGCGUCCACGACGACGGUGGCGCGUAGCGGUUUACUGAAGAACAUGUUCUCGGGCGGAGAGUUCCCCGCGAGGCCGAACUGCGGCAAGGUCGCGCUCAUGGUCAAUUUGCGGACCACUGCUUUCAAUUGGGAGUGCAACGAGGCUCCGCGCGUGAAUGUCCCCCACACGAGCAAACUGGACUCAAUGACUAGGCGGCCGAGGGUAGUGGGCUACUUCGCCACCUUCGAGGCAAACCCUGCGAAGGUGAAUGUCCUGGAGAAGUGGUUUCAAGACGACCCGACCGUGUUUGAGCUGUUCACGUCGCCCAUGGGGAUGGACAUUGACUUGCACGACGAGUUGUUUCUUUCCUUGAACAAGUACGGCAUCGACAGGGCGCGGGGGUAUCUGUCGCAGCCGUCAGAGCACCAGCUCAAGAGAGCGCAGGCGUUCGUGGCCGAUAUGGUCGGCGCGACUGCCCCAUGGGAGAACCCAGCGGACGCCCCUGAAACUUCGAGUUCGAGCUUGCUGCUGAAGAUCCACAAAUCGACAGAGGCCAGGGAAUCGUUCGUGAAGUCCUACAUCAUUAAGAAGCUCGCCUGCAUCCCUGGCAACCAGACGGACGAGGGGGCCGCUGAAAAGCCGCCCAGGCUGGACAACAUGAAGAAGGCUGUCUCAGAUCACCCUUAUCUGUUCCGCUGGAACGCGGCGCAGGCUGGCUUCCAGCGCCUCUCAUUGGACGCGCAGCGUUUCGAUUCGAUGGCUGCGCCGCAUGGCAUGCCCACGUACUGCGGAUACACCGUCGUCUUCGGCUUGAUGGAUGCAUUGCAGGACGCCGAGGCAUACGAGCCCAACUUCGCAGAGCUGGCUGUCCAGGCGAACAACAGGCUCAUGUACCCCGUGGUGCCCACGCAGAUGGCGGAGGAUGAGGUCAAGGGAACUUACGAAGAAGUCGUGCGGGACCUGGUCGCCCUGCAGAGCCGCUUCGAGAACCUUGGGAACUCCCGGCAUGAGAAGGAAGAGAAGGCCAAGCUCAAGAAAUACAUUUCAUACGUGCGCACGCACGGCAGGGAUGACGAGCGCUCUCCAGGCGGCAAAGUGAUCGACGUGACGUACGUCCAGCGCGCUGGGCGGAUGUUCACAGUCGGCCCAUCCCAGCAGGGGCUGUCGAACCAGGCGCGCGCGAUCGCUGGCGGUGGCAAAACGUUCGACGUGGACUUCGUGGCAUCAGUCUUGUCCGUUAUCAAAGCCAUCUCCGAGACGGGCGACGUGUCCCCGCCUGACCAGAUCGCGAAGAUCGCGACUGACCCCGACGCCAAGCGCGCG